AUGGGAACCUCCGUGGCGCGGGGCUGGCGCGGCGCCCGGUCCCGCCCGGUCCCGCCCGGUCCCUCCCCGCCCUCCCGGCGGCGGCGGAGGCGGGGCCGGGCCGGGCGCAGGAUCUGUCCGGGCGGCGCGGGGCCGGGCAGGGCGCAGCAUGGGGCCCCGGGGCUGGACCGGCACCGGCUGGCGCUGCUGGCGGCCAAGGAGGACGUGGGCAACCCGCGGGCGGCCACCAACUGGGCCGUCUUUGCCUACGAGAAGCACCAUGACCUCAAGCUGCUGGACUCCGGAGCCGGGGGCGCGGACGAGCUGGCCGGCAAGUUCUGCGCCGGCAGCGUCAUGUACGGGCUGUGCCGCCUCCGGGACCCCGCCACCGGCGCCCCCCGCAUCGUCCUCAUCAGCUGGGUCGGGGAGAAGACGCCCGAGUCCCAGCGGCAGGCGUGCGCGGGGCACCUGCCGGCCAUCAGAGCCUUCUUCAGGGAGGCCAGCGUGGUGCUGAGCGCCCGGCGCGCCGAGGAGGUGACCCAGGAGGGGCUGAGCCGCGCUCUGGCCCAGCUGGCCCCCGCCGCGGCCCCCCCGGCCAGGAGGGCCCCCCCGGCCGACACCGAGGAGCUGGUGGGCACCAACUACCGCAAGACGAACCCGGCGCUGGAGAUCCGCCGGACCCAGCGGGACUCCUUCUGGGCGCAGGCCGAGCGCGAAGAGGAGCAGCGCAAGGAGGAGGAGCGGCGGCGGCUGCUGGAGGAGCGGCGGCGGUGGGAGCGGGAGCGGAUGGAGGAGGAGAGGCGGGAGGCGGCCGAGCGCGAGCAGCGCUUCAGGGAGAAGGAGCGGCUGAUCGAGGAGCACCGGAAGGAGCAGGCGCGGCUGGAGGCGGAGGAGCGGAGGAAGGAGAAAGCCCGCUGGGAGCAGCAGCAGCGGGAGCACGAGGAGGCCACGCGGGACCGCUCCCGGCGCUCCGAGUCCAUCGAGAAGGCGGCCGAGGCGGCCGUGCUGGUGUCCCAGCGCCCGCAGAACCCCCGGGAUUUCUUCCGGCAGCGGGAGCGCGCGGGGUCCGCCUCCGGGGCUCCGCUGCCCGCCGGCCCCCUGGGCGCCCGGCCCGGAGCCCGGCGGCCGUUCCUGCGGUACCAGCGCAGCCUGACCGAGUCAGCCUUCAUCUUCCGCCGGCCGGAGCCCCCGCCCUCGCCCGCGCCCCUCGACCCCGGGGCUUUCAGGGCGGCGCCCCCCCCCAGCCCCCGCCGCCCCCCGCCGCCGCUCCCCGCCAGCCCCGCGGGGACGGGGCCCCCCCCUCGCUGUGCCGCCGCGGGGGCUCCCAGCCCAGCCGGGGCAGGGCCCCCCCCGACCCUGCCGGGGUCCCCGCCCCCCGCCAGCCCCCCCGGGUCGGGGCCCCCCGACGGCACCCGUGGGGCAGAGCCCGAGCCCCCCCGCGGCACUCCCGGGCUGCCCCCCCCCAGCAGCUCCGGCGGGGGGCUGCCGCCCCCGAGCCCUCCCUGGCAGCCCCCCCCGGGGCCGGCCGUGCCGUCCUCCACCGACAGCGCGGGGGCUGAGGCUCUGCCUCUGCCCAGCCCCCCCGGCACCCCCCUGGAUGAGGAGGGCCCCCCCAGGGCACCCCUCCCCUCCCCAGCCCCCCGGCUUGGGGGUCUCCGGGGCUGCCGGUGGGGCCGGGUGAGGGGGCCCUGAGCCCCCGGGGGGGGUCUCCUCCCCCUGGGCUGGCACCCGCCCCGGUGCCCCCGCGUGGCCCCAGCCCCCCCAGCCCGCCGCAGGAUCCGGCCCUCCCCAGCCUGACAGCCCGGGAGCCACA
Molecule: messenger RNA, 1792 nt
Organism: Cygnus olor (mute swan)
Lineage: Eukaryota; Metazoa; Chordata; Aves; Anseriformes; Anatidae
Product: drebrin-like
Biological process (GO): positive regulation of axon extension; postsynaptic actin cytoskeleton organization; positive regulation of dendritic spine morphogenesis
Cellular component (GO): lamellipodium; postsynaptic density; actin filament
Molecular function (GO): actin filament binding
Source: RefSeq, a predicted model, not a curated record